UGACCACACUGAGGGGGAGUGAGGUGUAAAGGGGUUUAACUCGAUGGUAUUAAAUAAUGAUAAGAGUAGCUUGAAGUUGCUGCAGGUAAUUGGUGCGAAAUAGUUGUAUUUCUUGUGAAUGCUGCUUAUCUGAUUCUACGUGCCUGUAGUCCUGCAAGUAAGCGUUCACUGUAUCCGUAUUCGCAGUUACUUGUGCAUAAACUAAUAAACUCAACUUUGACUUUGAAGUGGAAUUUACCUAAUUUGUCACAAAUUUCAAGUUUGUUUCCUUCCUCAGAAUUCGCUUGGAUGUUCAACCACUGUCGGUGUUUUGUUGAAGCCUCUUUUGCAUGAAACCAUGUCUGGAAACGGCAGACUGUAUGACUGUAAGGAUCCUGCUGUAUGGAGGUCUGUCCUUGCAAUUUACAAGGAUGUCAUCAAAGCAAAGGCGACGGCAUCCAAAGGAGUUAAAGCAGGCAAGCUGACUGCACUGGAUAAGUGGUAUCAGGAAGAGUUACCAGAAAUCGUUUGCAGUCGUACGGAGAAAUUUCUCACUCAUGCUGAGCUGGUUCAGUUGAUGGAGUGGAAGCUGACGAGAGGCAAAUUCCGUCCAAUGCUGCAGAAGAUGGUUGCAAGUAACUCUGUGAGCAGUGUGGAGUCAUGCACGAGGAAAGCUUUCAAGCUGCUUCCUGAUGUGUCGGCUGCAGUCAUGGAGCUCACCAAGCUGAAGGCAGUGGGACCUGCCACCGCAUCAGCUGUGUUGGUUACUGGUGCUCCUCAGGAAGCUGCUUUCAUGGCUGACGAAGCAGUAGAGUCAAUUCCAGGCUUGGUUCCCAUUAAAUACACACUUAAGCACUACAUCCUUUACUUGGACAAGGUGAGGGAGUGUGUAGAACAACUCAAUACAAAUGACUCGGUGAAUGACUGGACACCGCACAAAAUAGAACAAUGUCUCUGGACCUGGGCUGUGGCCAAAAGUGUCAAACCCUCAUUGCUGGAGAGUCCUGUCAUGCAUCAAAACAAAAUGACAAAUAAAGAAAAGCUCACAGAAGUGAGACCCAUGAAAAGACAGAAAGUGCAAUAGUAAGAAAAUCAGUCCCUUUAUCAAAGUUGCAAGAAAAAAAAUUGCAGUUUUGCAAUGCCUAAACUGUGCAACAAUGAACGUUGAAGUCUGAAGCAAUUCAGUGAAACCAUACACUAAGGAGAGGUGUUGAAUCUGCUGGAAGGGGAUUCUUUUCAUGUGGUAUCUGUUGAUGUACUUAAUGGAUUAUGCAAGCUUGUAUGGAAAUAAAUAGCAAUUAUGUAUUGAUGGGGCAUUGUUUUCUCAGACAUGCCAUUGUGGAUCUAUAUACUCACUAGGUCAGAGAUAUAUUGUAUACAUAUAUUGGGAUUAGGAACAUUGGAAGUUAAGGUUGGAGUUCAGAGUGCCUGUGUUUCAGCUUGGUGGCUUCCAUUUAAGUUGCAUAAAUACAAUUUCCCACUCCUUUAAAUUCACCUGGUUCACUAGAAAAUUAUAUUUCUGCUUAACAUGUAAACAGAAAGUGAAAUAGAAGUGUAAAAUAAUAGAACCAGAAAUCAAUGCCACCAAAGGUCCUAAUGAUGCUGGAUCAUCAGAGUUUUACUAUAAAUUGCAAGUAUAAAGCUCAGUCAAGAGGAGGUGGAUUGCCAAGAAUAGCAUAGAUAAUUUAAUGAUAACAGAUCAUUGUAUCUGAUUUUAUUUACUGAACCCAGCAAAGGGAUGAACCAGAGCAAACAUUCUGUUAGGAAUGGACAGUUAUGGAAGCUAAUAAUCCAUUUGGCAAAGUCCUUAUACCAAUCAGUUGUUGUGAUUUUCAAGCAUUCAUUUAAUAUCAGAGAAUGUGUACGGUUUAAAACUUGAAAUUUGUAUUUUUCAGAAAAGACAGAAAUCCUGUAUAUAAUUUAAAUAGGUGUUCAACCAAAGUGAUGGAUUGAUGUCUCCUGAUACCUUCAAUAUUUUCUCAUUUAUUUUGCAUAGUUAAAAUCGGUUUUGCUUUGCUUGGACAUCAGACAGCUGUGAUCUUUUUUCCCCUUCAAACACGUUUGCAGUCGAUGAACAAAGUGAAGAUUACAUAUGUGUGAAAUGGGCUAUAGCGAUAUAAUUUUCAUUGGGAGAUUACAUGAUUGUAUUACAUUUCUGAGAUGUCUCUGGAUCUUUGAAUUACUGAAGGUAACUAUAGAAAUGCUUUAGAAAUUUGCAGCCUUAGAAUUGACAUCACCAGGCGCUGAACAGGUUUUAGUCAAGCUGUUUAUUAUGAUUGCAUUUGCUAUGUUCUUCAAAUUCCUUACCUGCUGUUUUCUGCUCUACAAACCUCUUUUUGUAUAUAGCGCUUCAAUAUUUUUCCUUGAUUGCUCAGUGUGCUUUCCUAACUCCCGCUAUUUGUUAAUAAAUUCGAAUUGCUGGUUAACAUUACUAGUGUUCCUGAGCGGUGGAGCUCUGCAAGGUAUAUGCAAUAAUUAGUUUUGACUUAGUAUAUAUAUCCUCCCUUUUAGCUUGAAUCUUUUGUAAAACAAAUCUAAUUUUGGUGACCCUCAUUUUGCAGUAUUUUAUAAGGUUCUGUGUGCUUUUUAAUAAAAUUGUGGUAGUUUGUGAAAA
This is a messenger RNA of Hypanus sabinus (Atlantic stingray), 2593 nucleotides long. RefSeq lists its product as uncharacterized. The record is from RefSeq and is a predicted model, not a curated record. The transcript has 6 exons. The coding region runs from base 338 to 1063 and encodes 241 amino acids. Lineage: Eukaryota; Metazoa; Chordata; Chondrichthyes; Myliobatiformes; Dasyatidae.